Protobothrops mucrosquamatus (brown spotted pit viper) is the source of this 1254-nucleotide messenger RNA. Its product is annotated as mast cell carboxypeptidase A-like. NCBI's taxonomy places the organism in Eukaryota, Metazoa, Chordata, Lepidosauria, Squamata, Viperidae. The transcript has 12 exons. Gene Ontology annotation, molecular function: zinc ion binding; metallocarboxypeptidase activity. Bases 1 to 1254 code for a protein of 417 amino acids. Gene Ontology annotation, biological process: proteolysis. The record is from RefSeq and is a predicted model, not a curated record.
AUGAUGUCCCUGUUGGUUCUGGACGUGAUGACCAUUACUUGUGUUUUCACUUCUGCUCUACAAUUUGACAGUGCAAAGGUUUUUCGUGUGAAACCGCAAAAUGAAAAGGAAGUAAGUGUCAUGAAAUCCUUGUCAAGCCUCAUACAGCCUAUUGAUUUUUGGUACCCAGAUACGGCACUGCAUAUAGUCAAACAGAUGGAAGUAGAUUUCCAUGUCAGUGCUGCACAAAGUAAUACUGUUGAGAGUCUCCUGCAACAGAAUGGCAUACCUUAUGAAAUAUUAUUUGACAAUCUACAAAAAGACAUUGAAAAGCAGCUUGAUGGUGACAAGAACGAUGGACACAGCUAUGAACAAUAUAAUGAAUGGGACAAGAUUUCUGAUUGGACUGCCAGAAUUGCAAAAAACAACUCAACAUUGGUUUCCCGUAUCCAGAUUGGGAAGACAUUUGAAAAUCGACCCAUAUUCCUUCUUCAGAUUGGAAAGAAAAAUGAAGAGGGAAAGGCCAUCUUUAUGGAUUGUGGUGUUCACGCACGAGAGUGGAUUUCUCCUGCCUUUUGUCAGUGGUUUGUGAAAGAGGCCAUCAGCACCUAUGGAAAAGACCGGGACAUGACAUAUAUACUGGAUAACAUGAAUUUCUACAUCGUUCCUAUAGUCAAUGUAGAUGGCUAUGUCUGGAGCUGGACACAGGAUCGUUUCUGGAGAAAGAAUCGUUCUAAUGCAUCCCAGAGUAACUGCAUUGGCGUUGACAUCAAUAGGAACUUUGAUGUUGCCUGGAGCACUGCUGAUGCUUCCAGAAAUCCCUGUGAAGAAAUAUAUUGUGGAUCUGCACCAGAAUCUGAACCAGAAACUAAAGCAGUUGCUUCAUUCAUCCGUAGCCAUCUUUCUUCAAUCAAGGGCUACCUCACCAUGCAUUCCUACUCUCAGAUGAUAUUGUUCCCUUUUGGUUAUACCUAUGAGAAGACAGCAAAUUAUAAUGAAUUGAAUGAACUUGCAAAAAGAGCUGUCAAAGCUAUAGCCAGCCUAUAUGGUAAAGUGUAUAAGUAUGGAACAUCAGCAUCUACUAUCUAUCUUUCUUCUGGUUGUUCCGAUGACUGGGUAUUCAACCAGGGGAUCAAAUACUCCUUCACCUUUGAGCUUCGUGAUAAAGGCAAAUAUGGAUUCCUUCUCCCUGAAUCCCAGAUCAAGCCAACAUGCCAGGAAAUAAUGCUAGCAGUCAAGUUAAUCGCCAGUUACAUCCUCAACAAGGCUUUAUAA